This is a messenger RNA of Phyllostomus discolor (pale spear-nosed bat), 2354 nucleotides long. RefSeq names its product PRELI domain containing 3B (gene PRELID3B). Gene Ontology annotation, molecular function: phosphatidic acid transfer activity. The record is from RefSeq and is a predicted model, not a curated record. Gene Ontology annotation, biological process: phospholipid transport. Bases 126 to 710 code for a protein of 194 amino acids. The transcript is spliced from 6 exons. NCBI's taxonomy places the organism in Eukaryota, Metazoa, Chordata, Mammalia, Chiroptera, Phyllostomidae. Gene Ontology annotation, cellular component: mitochondrial intermembrane space.
CGGCGUCGGGCCCGACGGCGCGUGCGCGCUGCGGGGCCGGCCGGGUGCCUAGGGGGCGGGGCGGGGGCCUGGGUGGCCUCUUUGCCUCUCUGCGCCGCCCGGACGCCGCGCAGGCCGCCGGCACCAUGAAGAUCUGGACUUCGGAGCACGUCUUUGACCACCCCUGGGAGACCGUGACGACAGCCGCGAUGCAGAAGUACCCGAACCCGAUGAACCCGAGCGUGGUGGGCGUGGACGUGCUGGACAGACACGUGGACCCUUCUGGAAAGCUGCACAGCCAUCGACUCCUCAGCACGGAGUGGGGCCUGCCUUCCAUUGUGAAGUCUCUGAUCGGUGCGGCAAGAACCAAGACAUACGUGCAGGAACAUUCUGUGGUUGAUCCCGUGGAGAAAACGAUGGAGCUUCAGUCCACCAACAUUUCGUUUACAAAUAUGGUUUCCGUAGAUGAGAGACUCACUUAUAAACCACAUCCUCAGAACCCAGAAAAGACUGUCCUGACCCAAGAGGCCAUCAUCUCUGUGAAGGGAGUCAGCCUCAGCAGCUACCUGGAAGGGCUGAUGGCGAGCACCAUCUCGUCGAACGCCAGCAAGGGCCGAGAAGCCAUGGAGUGGGUGAUACACAAGCUGAACGCCGAGAUUGAGGAGCUGGCGGCGUCGGCCAGAGGCGGCAUGCGGACCCCACUGGUGGCGGCGGCGCUUGCGGAGAAGUGACGGAAGGUGGUGUGCAGCGCCCAGUUCUCCGGGUCUCAGCUGGCUGGCGUUCUAUUUAUUCAUUAUUUAAAAAAUACAACUAAAACAAACAGAAAAAUAUAGCUGUAUUUUAGGUAGGAUUUUUUUAAUAAGCUGAAGAAAGGCUACAUGACUUGAUAAAAACCGAGAUACAGGGCUUGUGAAUAAAAGGGGACAUCUGAAAUUGUUAGUGUCGUGUGGAAUGACUGACUGGUCCUGAAGAUUCCAGUAUUUAUGUGGGAAUUUAGUUUCUGAAAAGUGCUUGGAAAUUGGUGUUAGCAUAUUAAGUGCCCUUCCUGUGGAGUUCAAAGCUUUCCCGCACCGGCGCGCUGCCUGGCUUCGGGCCAGCCCCCGAGCGAAGCAGAGCCCUCUGGACAGGCUCGUGGUCCGCUCCCAGAGGGUCUCGCGUGCAGGGAAAGUGGGGUGGCUUUCAGAGGUGUAUCAGGUUUGCAUAAAGCGACCUGCUCUGCUAUAAACCACCGUUAAACACCAGUGUUUUAAUCUGGCACUUCAAUGACAUUUUCAGAGUGAAAAUUACCACUCAAGUAUAACCCCAGCAAAAGUAGGGUUUUGUUCUGUUAAAGAGUGCUGCAUGGAUUCGUCAGAGUUUUGUAACUUUGCAAAGUCAUUACCUUCCUUGGAUUUGUACUUCAUGAGUUAGUAUUCCAUGUCGUGGGCUGGUUAUGUUAACUGGAAAAAUAAAGUAAUUACCAGAAUUGUGCAGCACUCUAAACUUAAACAGAAGAACAGCUGUUCACAUCUUGGAGCAUUUCACAUUUGCCUAACUUAUAAAUUGCCAUGUGUCAAAAUCAAGGUUCUGUAAUUGCUAAAGCAUGGUAUGUCAGGUUAUUUGAAUAUAAUUACUUUUUGAAGUGAUUGUGACCGCAAAACAUCUUUUUUUACAUGAGGAGCUGUACAUCAUUUGAAAUUAUUCAAAUAAUGUCUUGAUCUGAGGCAUAAAUCCCAGCGCUUAAUGUCUUCCAUGACAGCACGCCAUGCAGAGGCUGGGGGCGGUGGGGGCGAGAAGAGCGCAGGAGGGGGAGAAGCGCUGACCUCACGAACCCCAGCGCGGCCUGCCCUCCAGCUUUUUUUUACGAGGAGCCCUCACUUGGGGUGCCAAAGGCCAGCUGCGCGCUGAAAACAAUCCAGCGAGGGUAUUUCAGUGCGCGUUUUGUAGCAGUUAAUUAUCGACCAGUAAAAAAUACCUUUCAUACUUGUCAGUUGUUGCUUAGAGAGUAUUUUUGUUAAAAGGUGAUUAGCUCUUGCCUUUAUUUUACAAUGCUUAAUGUAAUAAAUUUCUUGUCAGAAACCAGGUAACAUGUACAUAAACCACAGGAAUAGUAUACCAAGCUAUGGAAAAAUUAGUGAUUCUCUACUUAAAAUAUCGUCUAGCUUAAGAUUUCUUAGGGCAUUUGUAAAAACAAGUGAAAUUCAAUAACAUAUUUUAUUAUUUUUUUGUAACCAGAAAUGGUUUUUACCGUUGAAAUAACUUUUCAGCUAAACAGAACAUUGCUAAAUACUGAUAUUUAAUAAAAAAAAAGUUGCCUUGUUUAAUUUCUGUAAAUUAUACUUGUUCCGAGAAAAGUGUAAUGAAUGCCCAGAUGAUAAAGAGAUUUAACAAAUUUU